AUGGGGAAUAGAAAAAGACUACCGCCUGGCCAUCGUUACAGAUAUAAAAAAGCUUGGUUUGACAACAUUGUUGAGGAAGAGAAUGCUAAAAGAAUACAAACUGGCGCUGAAAUAUAUGAGACACUACAAGCUUUUAGGAAUGAUUUUGGAAAACCUCUAGACAAGGAAAUUAAAAGAAAAAGAACUGAGUUGGAAGAUGAUGAGGUGGAUCAAGAAGAGUGUGAAGAAUCAAAUGAUCUAUGGCGGUGGAAGAAGAUAUCAAUAUUCUUUGAACUACAUUACUGGAAGGAUUUGCUUGUUCGUCAUAAUAUUGAUGUUAUGCACGUAGAAAAAAAUGUGUCGGAUGUUAUAUUGUCUAUCUUGAUGCAAAGUGCUAAGUCAAAAGAUGGUUUGGAAGCAAGAAAAGACUUAGAGGAUAUUGGAAUCAGAAAUCACUUGCACACAGAAGUCAGGGGAAAGAAAACAUACUUACUUCCAGCAGCCUACUGGUUAUCCAAGAAAGAAAAGACCAUUUUCUGCCAAAGGUUAUCUAAGUUUAGAGGUCCUGAUGGUUAUUGUGGUAAUAUUGCGAAUAGUGUUUCAGUUAACCCUCCAAAUAUAGGUAGUUUAAAGCCACAUGAUCAUCAUGUCCUAAUACAGAACUUGUUACCGGCUGCAUUAAGAGGGUUGUUACAUAAGGGUCCUAGGAUUUCCAUCAAUAGAUUAUGCAGUUACUUCAACAGGUUGUGUCAACGCAUCAUCGACCCGGAGAAACUAAUGGCAAUGGAGAUAGAGUUUGUGGAAACAAUGUGUCAACUGGAGCGCUUCUUCCCUCCAUCCCUUUUUGAUAUCAUGUUCCACCUUCCAAUUUAUAUACCAAAAGAGGCACGUUUGGGAGGACCGAUACACUUCCGCUGGAUGUAUCCCUUCGAAAGGUACAUGAAAACACUUAAGGCUUUUGUUAAUAAUCAUGCAAGGCCAGAAGCAUGCAUGGCUGAGGGGUAUUUAGCUGGAGAAUGCGUUGCAUUUUGUUUAGAGUUCCUUAAAGAUUCAGUACCAGUUCAAGAAACAGUUAACCGCAAUGAAGAUAUUGAGGUUGAUAGAGGCGUGGUUGAAGGUCGACCUCUGCAGAAGGGUAUAGAAGUUACCCUAUCAGAUAAAGAUAGAGACACUGCACAUCGCUAUGUGCUAAUGAACAUGGCAUCUUUGGAUCCUUAUAUUGAGAUGCAUUUGGAAGAAUUACAAGCUAAUGAUGUUCGAUGUGCUAAAAAUGAAACUUUGUUAUGGAAAAACCAUACUGAGCAGUUUGCACAAUGGCUUAAAAUAAAGUACUUCAGCUUGAUGAUCAAGCAUGGAAUUUUACUGUGGCGGAUUCAUUCAGACUCAACAAAUAGUCAUUCUAAGGAGAUAAGGUGGUUGGCAUUUGGACCAAGAAAUGUUGCUUUAGCACAUAAAGGAUUUAUCGUUAAUGGGCAACAGUUUCACACAGAUGCAGUUAAGCGGAAGACACAAAACAGUGGAGUAACUUAUGAAGCAUUUAGCAUGUGUAGAUCAAGUGCUCGAGAUAUGAGACAAGUCGAUGAUAUGCUUACAUAUUUUGGAGUGAUAAAGGAGAUUUUACUUAUGGACUAUCACAUGUUCAAAGUGCCGCUGUUUAGAUGCAAUUGGGCCAACACAGGGAAUGGUGUGAAGGAGGAAGAUGGUUUCACUCUUGUCAACCUUCAUAUGAACCAACCAGCCUAUUUGAAAGAUCCAUUCAUUCUAUCUUCUCAAGCAAAACAGGUUUUCUAUUCUAGGGAAGAUGAUAAUUCAAAUUGGUAUGUUGUUAUGAGAGCACCACCUAGAGGCUAUCAUGAGUUGGAAACAGAAGAGGAUUUAGGUGUUGCACCUUUGCCUGUCCAAGAAGUCGAUGAUUUGGAUGAUGAAGCUUGUGAUGAUGAUAGUGUUUAUGUUAGGGAUGAUUGUGAAGGCUUGUUAGUGGUAGAUUGA
Molecule: messenger RNA, 1968 nt
Organism: Camelina sativa (false flax)
Lineage: Eukaryota; Viridiplantae; Streptophyta; Magnoliopsida; Brassicales; Brassicaceae
Source: RefSeq, a predicted model, not a curated record